Seminavis robusta is the source of this 2382-nucleotide messenger RNA. The record is from the annotation of a GenBank genome assembly. Lineage: Eukaryota; Bacillariophyta; Bacillariophyceae; Naviculales; Naviculaceae.
AUGUCGUUUUCCAGGCGUUGCAGCUCCAGGGCCUACCUGUCCUCUCUUUCACUCCUUGUGGUCGUCCUCUCCUCGUGGAAGGUGGACUCGUUUUCCUCUCCUCCACUUCGAGCAGCCCAUGUCAGUCAUCAUCCUAUCCCAUCACAACAACUGAACACUCAAUCAUCUCUAGCAAAUAUCAGACGACAUUCCCGAAUACCCUUGCGAACGGUGACAACCGAAGUGGAACUGGCAGAGCAAUAUGACCCGAAUGGAAUCGUGCCGGAAACCAAGUCCAUCACAGGUAGCAUGGCAUUCUAUGCCAGAUUUGUCAUUCAUGCCUUGGCGACAAGCCAAACCAAGAAACGCACCAGACGCAGUCAACGAAAACGAGGCGAGCGACGAAAAUCCUUCCGUGAAAACUUGGCCAAACUGAAUGAACAGCGCAAAAACUUGGUGGCGCUGGCGGGGUACAAGUCAUCCAUUGUCGUGCCGUCCUUUACAUUUUUGUUUUUGGGAGCCCUCAUGACCAGUAUUGUCCCUCAUUACGAGGCCAAGUGCAUUCAGCUGGUGGCGACGCUGCAUCCCUCGAGAACCAAAGUCGUCGAAGCCUUGGUGGGCUUGGUCUUGACCAGUUCACUGGCAUCACUCUUCACAGGAUUGAGAGGGAGUUUGUUCUGGUUGGCAGGAUCACGAGCAAACUAUAAUGUCAGAGUCAAAUUGCAUCGCAACUUGUUGCUUCAAGAGGCCGCUUUCUUUGAUUCGAAUGAAGUGGGAUAUUUGCUAUCUCGUCUCAACAAUGAUGUCAACAAGAUUGGAAACGUAAUAUCGUACCACGUGAACGUGGUCUGCCGACAACUUGCACAAUUCAUCUUUGGGUCGGUAGUCCUUUGGCGGAUAUCACGAGAACUGGCUCUCUGGGCGUUUGCCGGAGUGGGCUUGGUGGCCUGGAUUUCGGCCGUGUAUGGAGACUUUGCCCGUAUAUUGGCCGAAAAAGUACAGGAUACUUUUGCCGACUCGACGGCAGUUGCAGAAACAUCCUUGUCCAUGAGUGAAACAAUCCGCUCCUUUAACGGCGUGGAAGUCGAUUCCAAAAAGUACGAAGUCUCCCAGAGUCGCGCCCUGGAGCUGGAAGAAGUCCAGGCAUUUGCCUACGGCACCCACAAACUCAUUAGUGAUACCUUGCAGGCUGGCCUACACGCGGGUUUGCUGUUGGCGUGUUGGACACUUGGACGUUCCGGGGGAUUGCAAGCGGCUCAAUUGACAACCUUUAUGUUUUACACCAACUUUGUGCUCGAGAGCAGCAAUGAAGUGGGCGAUCAAUGGGCCAAAAUCCAAAGUGCUGUCGGAGCAUCCUCCAAUGUAUUCGACCUGAUACGGCGAAUCCCUGCCAUUAGAGAUCCUCCCGUUCCAAAGAACCAGGCGCUGGACGAGUCAACGAUUGUACCCACGGCUCCACCCAAACUGGUGGCCACAGAACAAAAGAAUGUGGCACUAGUGAAUGGCCAACAACAGUACCAGCAACAAUCUACAAUGAAUGGGCACAACCAAGAAACAACGAAACCCAUUAUUGAAAUGAAAAAUAUGACAGUGACCUACGGAGCCAUGUCCAAACCGGCCCUGGAUGGGGUUGACUUGGAAAUCUAUCCAGAUGACCGCAUUGCCAUUGUGGGAAAGUCUGGCAGUGGCAAAUCGAGCAUGCUGCGAGCCAUUCUGCGAUUUUACGAUCCCAGUUCAGGAUCCAUUCACCUCGACGGUGCAAACAUGAAUGAUCUAUCGCGAAAACAAAUUGCCAGGAUGGUAUCGGUAGUGGAACAGGAGCCUUCGUUGUUUCCCAUGUCUCUACUGGACAAUGUGUUGUAUGGAAUUGAAAAGGACAGUGUGGAUCCCGAAACAGGUGAACCAUGCUAUAGUGAAAGCUAUCGCAAGGCAGUGUACGAAUCCUUGCGCCUUUGCGGUCUGCCGGUAGAACCUGGCAAUGAUUUGUCGCUGGAAUUGGACACUCGAGUGGGUGAAGGUGGUCGUGCCCUUUCCGGUGGCCAACGCCAGAGAACCGCGAUUGCUCGAGCCAUUAUUCGUUCACCAGAAGUCCUUUUGCUGGAUGAGCCCACUGCUGCUCUAGAUUCUGAAAGCGAAAAGAAGGUGGUCAAGGCUCUUCAAAGAGCCAUGGCGCAUGCCAAGAGCAUGGUAAUGGUGACACACCGCCUAGGUGUUGUACGGGCCUUGGAUGUGAACCGAGUGAUUGUGAUGGAACACGGCAAAAUAGUGGAAGCUGCCCAUCCCGAGACACUGCUGCGACAAAAGGACAGCGUCUAUGCCAAGCUCGCCUUGGAACAAGGCAUCACAGCCUUGGAACAACAUGACGAAGAACACUUAGAAUGCCUGGAUAUUUCUCACCUGUAA